Salvia miltiorrhiza (redroot sage) is the source of this 2145-nucleotide messenger RNA. Its product is annotated as metal transporter Nramp2-like. The record is from RefSeq and is a predicted model, not a curated record. The transcript is spliced from 4 exons. Gene Ontology annotation, molecular function: cadmium ion transmembrane transporter activity; manganese ion transmembrane transporter activity. The coding region runs from base 154 to 1809 and encodes 551 amino acids. Gene Ontology annotation, biological process: metal ion transport. Gene Ontology annotation, cellular component: membrane. NCBI's taxonomy places the organism in Eukaryota, Viridiplantae, Streptophyta, Magnoliopsida, Lamiales, Lamiaceae.
AAUCUAUAAAUUCAACAGAAGUGCCACUCGCCUUCACCGAAUCCGAUUUCUCUCGCACGCGCCACCGCCUGCCACCGUAGCCACUACGCCAUCCAACAAAAACCCCAUACGCUCAACCAAAUCGAUAAGUUCAACUGCAAUUCGAAGAAUCCAAUGAACUCAACCACCUCACCUCACAACCAUGCACCUCCGAAUUCCCAUCCACAAGCUAACCAGCUGCAAGCAGACGACCGAGACAAAGAAGAUGAAUCCCGCCGCUUAUUGCCCCUAUCCGCCUCGCCGAAAUCCGACGCAGUUCCGAUUCAAACCGACAACGUCGACGACGAGGAGGCGGCGUACGAGGCGCGCCAGAAGAUCCUGAUCGCCGAUUUCGAAUUAGAUUCGCCCAAUUACUCGGGGGCGCCGCCGUUCUCGUUCAAGAAGCUGUGGAUGUUCACGGGUCCGGGUUUCCUGAUGAGCAUAGCGUUUCUAGAUCCGGGGAAUCUCGAGGGGGAUCUUCAGGCCGGCGCCAUUGCUGGCUACUCCUUGCUGUGGCUGCUGAUGUGGGCCACGGCGAUGGGGCUGCUGAUUCAGCUUCUGUCGGCGAGGCUAGGGGUGGCGACGGGCCGGCAUUUGGCCGAGCUCUGCCGCGAUGAGUAUCCGGACUGGGCGAGGAUUGUUCUGUGGUUCAUGGCGGAGGUGGCCUUGAUUGGGGCUGAUAUUCAGGAGGUGAUCGGAAGCGCCAUUGCUAUUCAGAUUUUGAGCCGAGGGUUUCUGCCUCUGUGGGCUGGUGUUCUAAUUACUGCUGCUGAUUGCUUUAUAUUUUUACUUCUUGAAAACUAUGGUGUGAGGAAGUUGGAAGCUGUGUUUGCAGUUCUUAUCACAACUAUGGGCCUAUCAUUUGCGUGGAUGUUUGCUGAUGCUAAGCCAAGCAGAAAGGAGCUUGUAAUAGGUCUUUUGGUUCCAAGGCUUAGUUCAAGAACAAUUCGGCAGGCUGUGGGAGUUGUGGGUUGUGUAAUAAUGCCUCACAAUGUCUUUUUGCACUCUGCUCUCGUACAAUCAAGGCAAAUUGACCCCGACAAGAAAGGGCAGGUCCAAGAGGCGCUCAACUAUUACUCUAUCGAGUCCUCAGCUGCCCUUUUCGUCUCCUUCUUGAUCAACUUAUGUGUGACAACCGUGUUUGCUAAGGGUUUCAGUGGAAGCAAACAAGCAGAAUAUAUAGGCCUAGUAAAUGCAGGACAGUAUCUAGAGGAGAAGUAUGGUGGAGGUCUUUUCCCAAUCCUCUACAUAUGGGGUAUUGGGUUAUUGGCAGCUGGGACGAGUAGUACAAUAACUGGGACUUAUGCUGGACAAUUUAUAAUGGGAGGUUUUCUCAAUCUCCGUUUAAAGAAGUCACUAAGGGCCUUGAUUACUCGAAGUUGUGCUAUUAUACCAACUAUAAUAGUGGCAUUGGUUUUUAACAAAUCAGAAUCAUCCCUAGAUAUACUGAAUGAGUGGCUCAAUGUACUACAGUCUAUACAGAUACCUUUUGCCCUCAUCCCUCUUCUCACCUUGGUGUCGAAGGAGCAGCUGAUGGGAGUAUUCAAGAUUGGAACUAUACUCGGGAGGGCUGCGUGGACGGUGGCUGGACUAGUGAUGGUGAUCAAUGGAUACCUUUUGCUCCACUUUUUCCUGUCCGAAGUCAAUGGUGUGUUGAUUGGAUUCCUCGUCUCUGCUGGCACUGCAGCGUAUGUUGCUUUCGUGGUAUAUCUCAUUUUACGUAGUGAUUGUGAGCUAUCUAACUGGCUAAGCCGAUUCAUUACCCAUACAUCUGCUUGUUGUGGAAAUUGAGCCAAUACUUAACUCCCUUCGGCUUCUGAGUUGAACCAUCGGUGGGGGGCGUUCCCCUCGGAGUCCGUCUAACUCAUUCGAGAUUUGGUUGAUUCCAAAUGCUAAAGUUUUGCAGCAUCUGUAUAUGUAUAUGAACAUUGGAAUAAUUUAGAGCAGAAGAAAGCUGAUGAUUUUCGGAAAAUGGGCAUAUUUGUGUAUGCCAGCAGCUAACGGUAGAUCGUGUUGUAAUCAUAAUUCCACCAAUAUUCAUUUGUACUUAAAUAAUCUCGCACUGGAUGUAAAUUAGUUCCCUUCUCUUCAUUCUUAUUCAAUAAUAUUUUAAAAAGUAUAUAUAUA